UUUGCAUAUACAUUCGAAAAGAAAACAUAUUAACCUUUAUUCUUUAUUUUUCCCAAACAAACAUGAGAAAAAUAUGAAAGAGCGUCUAGUUGCAACACAGGACCAGCUCUAAAAGCGUAAGACCAACUAUGCGUCUCUCCGGUAGAUCUCCAUGUGAAAAGCAAGAUAUAAAGCAUGUAGGGGUAUGUGGAAGUUCAGCCAACUUUCCGCAAAAAUUUACCUGUAAGUGCUUCGCUAAGAUGCCUUCUAUUCGUCUUAACUGCUUUCUUCGUGGUGGAACCGUUAAUAACAUUUUCGAUGUAGAAAUUGAUAAUAAUUUGUCUGUUGGUGCUCUGAAAGAUCAGAUCAGAAAUGUCCGGCAAGACUUACGUCAAGAAAACUUCGAUCUAUAUGAAGUUAAUUUUUUUCAGCCCAAUUUUUCCAUAGUCUCUUCUGUAAACAGUAUUGCGAUUAGACAAGGAGUGUUUAUGGUUCCACAUAGAGAAAUUUCUAAUUAUUUCUCUACCUUGCGCAUCAAUACUCUCAUAGAAAGCCCACCUUACUUUCAAGAAAACGGUGAAAGGGGUGUUAUUCACGUCCUCAUAUACCCUCAAGAUUAAUAAUUAUUUUUAUAUCAUGUAAUGCGAUCCAUUCGCAAUUUUUAUGUAUUGUAGGCCGGGUUCCGGCAACAUUUUAUUUCAUAAAUAAAGUAUUAUUAUAUGAGUAAGCGGGUCACGUGU
Messenger RNA from Rhizophagus irregularis DAOM 181602=DAOM 197198, 719 nucleotides. RefSeq lists its product as uncharacterized. The record is from RefSeq and is a predicted model, not a curated record. Lineage: Eukaryota; Fungi; Glomeromycota; Glomeromycetes; Glomerales; Glomeraceae.